Molecule: messenger RNA, 807 nt
Organism: Morchella importuna
Lineage: Eukaryota; Fungi; Ascomycota; Pezizomycetes; Pezizales; Morchellaceae
Exons: 6
Coding region: 1-807 (268 amino acids)
Source: RefSeq, a predicted model, not a curated record
AUGGCUGUAUUGUCUAUCGACGCCACCAACGCGGUGUAUAAAGCCGUUCUCCCAAGGCCUAGGGGCUCAGGUAGCGAACCCUUUGGACCUGAAACAAUCUCUGGCCGGUCGCUUUGUCGAGAGGGGAGAGAUCCAUCGUGUACCUAUUUCAAGUUCAACGCUCAUCUACUUUACCGCCUCGCCGCGGGAAGUGCGGGUGAUACCUCCUCUUCUCAUGCGCUCCGGAGUAUCAGCCUUAGACUCACGCAGCCUCCUUCCCUCAAACGCGGCAGCAAGGUCUGCCGAUCCACAGACUGGUUAGGUGUCGUGCAGUUCUUCGGGCUCAAUUUUGUCCUGCAUGCGCUCACUCUUGUAGCCCUUCCCGGCGCCAACGUCGUCGAGACCACCAUUGCCGGCUCCCUCCUCACUGUUCUUAUGCCGGCCAGCGGUGUCCAGCGCGCCUGUCAGCCCACUGACCACAAACAUACACGGGGAGCACCGACGGAUAUCCGGAGGGUGAUCGCAAGGCCGGCGUCGCCGGUGCUGUCGGGGUACGGGCUGGUCGGGGUGCCGGCUACCUUCGAAGCUGUGCCAUUCCUACCCGGGGGGGAUAGGAAGCGGGCUUCAAUCCUGAUCAUGAAGAGGAUCUGGAAGGAGCACCGCACCCAGGCCCAGACCUGGGGCAUGUGGCGACUGCCACGGGGUGGCUUCACGCCCCUCGCGCUGUCCUGCAGCUACAGUCUGAUCAGGAGCAGUGCGGCGCUCAUUCAGAUCCUGUACAUGGUCGGCGACGAGCAGAUAAAGAGGAAUGGCUAUGCAGGUUACUAG